Gamsiella multidivaricata is the source of this 588-nucleotide messenger RNA. RefSeq lists its product as uncharacterized. The record is from RefSeq and is a predicted model, not a curated record. Bases 1 to 588 code for a protein of 195 amino acids. The transcript is spliced from 6 exons. Gene Ontology annotation, biological process: ribosomal large subunit assembly. Gene Ontology annotation, cellular component: preribosome, large subunit precursor. Lineage: Eukaryota; Fungi; Mortierellomycota; Mortierellomycetes; Mortierellales; Mortierellaceae.
AUGGGCUCAAAGUCAAAAAGCGCUUCCUCAAAACGAACGCCGGCACUAAAUGAAUCACAGAAUCAUGCCAUUCCAGUCAGCAAACGAUCAAAGACAUCACAAAAUGAAGUCUCCUCAACAAUAUCAUUACAGGAUCAGGAUGCUGGAUCAAUGGAAGCAUUACCUGCAAGCAUGGAUCUGACCACUCAAAUGGAUCGACCACAGAUUGGAACUCAAUAUGAGGAUGACGAGGACGAUAUCAAUGAUAUUGAGAUGCAGGGUGAUGAUCGAGAGAGCAGUGACGGAGACUCUGAUGUGGAGGACGAUGAAGAUCAUGAGCUGAGGGCAAAUACUGCCACAAUAGUCAAGAAGGAAGCACAUACCUCAGAUCGUGUCCAGAAAAUAAUGACGAAUCCAGAGAUUGAGGCUGCAUUCCAUGAGCAGUACAUGACCCAGAUCACGCAGGCCUUUGGCGACGAGCUUAACACAUUACGUGAGACGGACUCGCUGGAAGGACCGCAUCUGGAACUCCUGAUCGACUCUCUUAAUCAAACAGGACACAUUUAUUCAGCGGUAGAAAAGGCCCUCUGGGUUGCGGGAGCACAGUGA